CGCUCCGAAGGUAAGUUUUUUCGCCAAUCUUAUAGCAGCGCCCCUGGCAUAGCAUCUCACAAUUAGUCUACUGUGGUUCCUCGUCGCUUCGCCGAUUUUCCGUCGGGAAGAAAAUAUUUAUUGCUGUCUAGUGUGUAAUUAAGGAGUGCUUGAACAAGGACAAUGGGCGUUCCAGCUGGAGAUGUUGAGAAGGGCAAGAAGCUGUUCGUACAGAGGUGCUCUCAAUGCCACACCGUGGAAGCUGGUGGCAAGCACAAAACCGGACCCAAUCUGCAUGGUUUGAUUGGCAGGAAGACUGGCCAAGCGGCCGGAUUCUCCUACACGGACGCCAAUAAGGCUAAAGGUAUUACAUGGAAUGACGACACUCUGUUUGAGUAUCUCGAGAAUCCAAAGAAGUACAUCCCGGGCACGAAAAUGGUGUUUGCGGGAUUGAAGAAGCCGCAAGAGCGGGCGGACUUGAUUGCUUACCUCAAGGAUUCCACCAAGUAAAUCGUGGUGGGAUACUGAAAUCCCACAGUAUACAUCCGAGAGAAGAGGGAACUAGGAAAA
This is a messenger RNA of Phlebotomus argentipes, 549 nucleotides long. RefSeq names its product cytochrome c-2. Gene Ontology annotation, molecular function: heme binding; electron transfer activity. Gene Ontology annotation, biological process: mitochondrial electron transport, cytochrome c to oxygen; mitochondrial electron transport, ubiquinol to cytochrome c. The coding region runs from base 163 to 489 and encodes 108 amino acids. Gene Ontology annotation, cellular component: mitochondrial intermembrane space. The record is from RefSeq and is a predicted model, not a curated record. The transcript has 3 exons. NCBI's taxonomy places the organism in Eukaryota, Metazoa, Arthropoda, Insecta, Diptera, Psychodidae.